Molecule: messenger RNA, 2721 nt
Organism: Camelus dromedarius (Arabian camel)
Lineage: Eukaryota; Metazoa; Chordata; Mammalia; Artiodactyla; Camelidae
Gene: OSBPL2
Product: oxysterol binding protein like 2
Exons: 15
Coding region: 384-1841 (485 amino acids)
Cellular component (GO): plasma membrane; perinuclear endoplasmic reticulum; intracellular membrane-bounded organelle
Molecular function (GO): cholesterol binding
Source: RefSeq, a predicted model, not a curated record
GGGGCGGGCAGCGGGGCUCUGCCGGCGCGGGAGGGACCGCGGUCCAGGGUUACGGUGUAGAAAUGUGUGGAUUUCCCUGACCUCGGUUUAAGCACCCACACUCCUUAGUGCUCAGGAAGUGUGGCUGGGAGUGACGCCGGCAUGAUGAAUUUGUCAGCAGAAAGAGGAGGGUGAUGCAAACAAACGUGUUUGCCCAGAAGAGCAUCCGUUCGCCUCGGCCCUACACUGGAUUCCAGAACUCCUCCCGGCGCGGGGUCUCCAGUGCCCAUCGGAUUUUUACCCUCAAAAUAGCGCGACGUUUCUCGUACUGUUGACGUGGAUCCAGUACAAUGAUUCAGUAGACGCCCACGGAUCAGGCGGCGGGGGAGCCUGGCUGCUGAAGGAUGAACGGUGAGGAGGAAUUCUUUGACGCCGUCACAGGCUUUGAUUCUGAUAACUCUUCUGGGGAAUUUUCAGAGGCGAAUCCGAGAGCCAGUGGAGUGGUUCACGUGGACACCAGCAAAAGCAACAGGCUCGGGAAGGCCGGGGAGAGGCCUCCUCAGGAGAAUGGGGUUCGGAAGCACAGGACGGCACUGCCUGCCCCGAUGUUCACCAGAAGUGAUUUCAGCGUGUGGAGUAUAUUGAAAAAAUGCAUUGGCUUGGAGCUGUCCAAGAUCACAAUGCCGAUCGCCUUCAACGAGCCCCUGAGUUUCCUGCAGCGGAUCACGGAGUACAUGGAGCACGUGUACCUCAUUCACAAAGCCUCCUGCCAGGCCCAGCCCCUGGAAAGGAUGCAGUCUGUGGCUGCCUUUGCCGUGUCGGCUGUGGCUUCCCAGUGGGAGAGGACCGGCAAGCCGUUCAAUCCACUCUUGGGAGAGACGUACGAGUUGGUCAGGGAAGAUUUGGGGUUCAGAUUUAUAUCCGAGCAGGUCAGCCACCACCCCCCCAUCAGCGCGUUUUACUCGGAGGGCCUGCACCGGGACUUCCUGUUCCACGGCUCCAUCUACCCGAAGCUGAAGUUCUGGGGCAAGAGCGUGGAGGCCGAGCCGCGGGGCACCAUCACGCUGGAGCUUCUCAGACAUAAUGAAGCCUACACCUGGACCAACCCCACCUGCUGUGUGCACAACGUGAUCAUCGGGAAGCUCUGGAUAGAGCAGUACGGGACGGUGGAGAUCGUGAACCACAGAACUGGAGACAAGUGUGUGCUUCACUUUAAACCGUGUGGACUGUUUGGAAAGGAACUUCACAAAGUAGAAGGCUACAUUCAAGACAAAAACAGGAAGAAGCUCUUUAUGAUCUAUGGCAAGUGGACGGAGUGUUUGUGGGGCGUGGACCCUGGUGCCUACGAGUCCUUCAGGAAGCAGGAGAGGAGAGGCGACUCCCUGAGAAAGGACGACGUCCCCGAGAAGGCUGAUGGUGAUGUGGUGGAUGCCGUGCCGGAGGCGCAGGACACCGUGCAGGUCAUUCCAGGCAGCAAGCUGCUCUGGAGGGUCAACACCCGGCCCCCCAACUCCGCGCAGAUGUAUAACUUCACCAGCUUCACGGUCAGCCUCAACGAGCUGCACACAGGCAUGGAGAAGAUCCUGGCGCCCACAGACUGCCGCCUGCGCCCCGACAUCCGAGGGAUGGAGAACGGCAACAUGGGUUCGAUAGAGAAUAAGGUGGUAUUUCAAAAACCAGACAUGUUAUUUAAAAGCCAUGCGGCAUGUGAGCAACAGGGGAUUCAGGGCCACCGACUGUUACGUAUAAAAGAAGCAACAAGGGCGCAUCGAGCAGCACAGGGCGCGCAGCCAGCGCUUUGCGAUCAUUACAAGUGGAGCGUGACCUUUAGCAACUGCGCAUCAGUGUGUUGUCUACCGUAACUUACCUGAGAAAAGAAAGGAAAAAGGAAAAUGACGACUCAGGUUGAACUGAGGAGUGAAGGGGAAAGAAAGGGGAAUACACUGGUUUGUGGCUUACGGCCCCCAGGGGGGAGUUAAUGAUUCUGUCUAAACAGACACGGAUUGAAGGUUUUGUUUUAAGUUUCAGUUUUAACGAUAACCUUUAGAUCAAAAAUAAAGAGUUUUCAAAGCAUUAGAAUAAACACACAUUCAAAUAAAAAGGUCACACAUCAGGGAAGCCCCUGAUCCGGUCAGCCCCGCGGCUGUGACAGAUGCUGGUCCCACGCUGGCCCCUCUCUGCGAGGACGCUGGCGGGCCUGGGGCCCCUGUGCUCGCUUCCUGCACGUGGCUCGCCGUCGGCCAGGCAAUGCGCCACGUCUGUCUCGUGUCCCGGGUGUGUCCCGGUGGCUCCAGUAAAGGAAGUGCUUGUGGAGGAGGCUGAUGGGUGGCUCCCCGCUCCUUCCAGUGAGGCCGGUGGUGCCUCGGGAACCAGCACAGCAGUGCCCCCCAGGGUCGAAGGUCCGGUGGCCCAUCAUCCCUGAGGGAGGUGGCCCUGGGCUGUGCCCCAGGGGUCACCACAGGCGCCACCCCGAGGGGAGACGGGCCGACGGGCCGACGGGCCGCCGAGCCGCCCACCUGCCCUUGGUGUCCGGAACGCACUACCCGUCCAGCCCGCCGUGCCGAGGUCUGGGCCUCGCCGCGUCCUGCUCUCAGGCCUGGUUUCCUGUGAUGGAAUUUACGUCUGUGGUUUCCUCCCCUAAGUGCGGCUUCUCACCUGGGGUCGGAGAGGGGUCCCACAUGUGCUGUCUCAGCCCCGGCCUGCUCGACGUGCACCCGACAUGCCUGUCCCCUGAGUCCUCAC